UCGGGGCGGGGCGAGUGGUGGGAGCGCCAGCCAGGAGGGCCUGAUCGAGUCUGUGAGGUGAAGCCCCGGGUCGUGUGGGAUCCCAGCUCUGCGGAGGGAGGGCGUCGCGUGAGUUUUGGAGGGACUUUGGGAACUGAAACUGGGCCACCAGAGUUCAGUUAAGUUCCUAUGUCUUCCCCUGAAAUUGCUUCCCUCUCAUGGGGGCAGAUGAAAGUACAAGGCUCUACUAAAAUCUAUAAGGAUUGCAAAGUGUGGCCAGGUGGCAGUCGGGCUUGGGAUUGGAGAGAAACAGGAACUGAGCAUUCUCCUGGUGUGCAGCCUGCAGAUGUGGAGGAAGUUGUCAAGAAGGGUGUACAGACCCUUGUGAUUGGCCGAGGGAUGAGUGAGGCCUUGAAGGUGCCUCCAUCAACUGUGGAGUACGUCCAGAAACAAGGCAUUGAUGUGCGGGUCCUCCAGACAGAGCAGGCAGUGAAGGAGUACAAUGCCUUGGCUGCCCAAGGUGUCAGGGUGGGCGGGGUCUUCCAUUCCACCUGCUGACGGGCCCUUCAGAGGUAAAUAAAUCACUAAGCAGA
Molecule: messenger RNA, 572 nt
Organism: Manis pentadactyla (Chinese pangolin)
Lineage: Eukaryota; Metazoa; Chordata; Mammalia; Pholidota; Manidae
Gene: AAMDC
Product: adipogenesis associated Mth938 domain containing
Exons: 4
Coding region: 169-537 (122 amino acids)
Biological process (GO): positive regulation of fat cell differentiation
Cellular component (GO): cytoplasm
Source: RefSeq, a predicted model, not a curated record